AUGGAUCUUUGGACUUUUGAUUUAGGCUGUCUUCAACAAAAUCAUACACGCAUUAAUGAUGUUGAACUACCGGCUUGGGCAUCUACACCAGAAGAAUUUAUACGUAAACAUCGGGGUGCACUAGAAUCUGACUACGUUUCUGCACAUUUACAUGAAUGGAUUGAUUUAAUCUUUGGUUAUAAACAACGUGGUCAAAAUGCAGUUGAAGCCUUGAAUGUCUUCAAUUUUGUAACAUAUGAAGGUGCUAUUGACUUGGAUAAAAUUGACAAUACAUUUGAACGUCAAGCUAUGGAAAGUAUGAUACAGAAUUUUGGACAAAUACCAACUCAACUACUCAAAGAACCACAUCCUCGACGUUUAACACAUUCAGAAUGGUUGUCAACUCUAAUCAAUCAACGCAGACUACCAGUAAUCAAUCUGCUAGCCAAUAAUGAAUCAAAACUGACUGACUCAACAUUACAACAAAACACUGAAUCCAUUCAACCAAGAUGUCAUCAAGAAUCCACCCCGACACCAAAGUCUUCAAGAACACCAUCAUUCUUUCAACGUAUCCUACCGGAUAACACUGGAAAUGAAUACGUCAACUCCAUACUUUCUACGCAUACCUCCGUAGAACAGAAAGAAUUAAUACCAAAGUGUAAUACUUCAUUGAAACGUCUAGUACAAAAAAAGUGGAUGCUUGUUAAAUCUCCUCCAAUUGAUAAUUUAGCUCUGUCUAUUCGUUUAUUGAAAUCUCAGCAUAGAAGCACAAUUAUGCAGUUGAAUUCAAUUUAUUUAGCUGUUGUCCCUGGAUUCUGUCGACCGGCAAGAACAGAUUCAAGCGUUUUCACCUUCUCUGAAAGUGAUAUCAACCGGGAAUCUGGUCGAAAUUCACUUAGUAUUAACAGCAGCAAUAGCAGUAAUAAUAAUAAUAACUCCAGUAAUAGUAGUAGUAGUGGUAGUUUUAUAAAGAAUCGGUUAUUCUCCACUGGAAAUUAUCUGCCAACAGUAGCAUCAAUUGCAUCAGGUGGACUGACUACUGAAUCGUCUAAUCAGACAUCGACGGCGUCAAAUUUAUCAGCUCCCUUUAAAAGUUCAAACCAGUUGAAUGCAACCAAAACUGGAUGGGAACGUUUAGCAUCUGCUGUUUUUGUAUUGAACAACAGAGGUGUUGUCAAUCGAUACUUUUGGAUACCAUCUGAUGAUCAAGUGUUAAUGUCAGAUGCAAAAGGUGAUAUUGAACCUAUGGAUCCGUAUAGUUUACUACAUGAUUCUAAUAAUCAACAACACUAUGGCUCCAUCGGACCGCUGGAUCAAUCAUGGAUACAAUUUAUUCCAAAUACAAAAUAUAAAAGACUUGAUAACAUGUUCAGUUUAAAUCCGAAUAAAACAAAAAACACCACCCUACUUUCAUCGCUAACAAAUCAUAUUGUUGGUGCACAAUUAUUCGCUUUAAGUCUUGAUGAUAGAUGGUUAUUUGCUGGUGGUCGAUGGGAUGGACGUUUAACCAUUUACAAUAUGCACACAUCACAAGUCGAAGCAAUUCUGACAAGUCCACAUUGUGAUACAAUCAGUUGUGUUGCUAUUGACUCAGUCUAUAGUUCAAUUGAUCGUUGUCCUUUCACAAAUCGUGGUGGUUAUGAAAAAAUGGAUAAAUCGUCAACAAGUAAAACGGUGACUUCAACAAGAACACGAUAUAUCAUCACAGGUAGUCGUGAUGGAACAUGUGCUGUCUGGGAUUUUGAUAUGCUCGACGGGGAGGAAGAUGAUGAGAUGAAUGAAAGUGUGACAGAUGAAGCACCAUUCUCUAACAUCAGUGUUAACGAAUCGCAGUUUUCUGCAUAUAGUCGAAGAUCAUCACAGAAGAAGACGAAUAUAUUCUUUGGUAGUCAAGAUUCUUUGUUGCCUAACACUUCCGGGACUAGUACUACAACUGCUACAACAAAACCUUUGAAUGCUGGACAAGAUUUACGACUUGACCAUCAUCAGAUGACACAACGUAAAAGUUUAUCUAGUGAAAAUCUUUUCCAAGAUGAAUUCGGUAGUGAAUUAAUGUCACCGAAUCUAUCAACAUCAAGUAAUAAAGUGUGCCUACCACAAACAGGUUGUAUUUUACAAUAUAAAAGUGCUGGUAUCGCUUUCUAUCCUCCAGGGUCGUCAACUUCAAUGCAUGGUAAACCAAAGGUAUUAGCUAAAAUUAUUCGAUUUUUCCAUGGAAAUGGUUGCGGUAAUCCAGUCACUUGUGUUGCUUUGAAUAUCUCGUUGGAUACUGCAUUGAUGGCUACAGAUCAUUGUAGAGAGGUGUAUCUAUUCAGUGCAAAAUUAUCCACAUGGUCACGUGUUCUAAUGUUAGAUGAUAUUCUAAUUGAAGUGGACAAUUUACACAUACCGAUAUACUCCUAUCCUAAAUCUGACAUAUUCACAUGUUCAAAUUCUUAUUCUGUGCAUCAUUUAUUAAUUGCACCAAGACUGGGUUUAAUUUAUGUCCAAUGGAAUUAUACACCGGAAUCUCAUAUACAUCACUUCUCGUCGACUGUUACUGACCAUGAGAUUGGACCACAUUUAAGUUUAUUCAAUCCAACGGGUGAAAAGUUAUCUGAUGUUGCUCCACUAACCUAUGCGGAUGACUAUUCCCAGCUGAGUUUAGAUGAACGUCGACGCACAGUUGUUACACGCCUAUCGCUUACUUCAACACCGAUAUCAACGAGGACUAGUUGUGUGAAUCGUAAACAAUCUGAUGUCAGUGAGAACAUUACUGACGAGUGCAUUAUCUCUCAGCAUAUUUUAAUGUCAUUCAGCACGGGACAUUUUAUUAUCAUGUUAGCAGAAACAUUAACACCUAUCCGAUGUAUUAAUUUAGAUAAAGGCAUUACUGAUAUGUCGUUAGUAUCAAAUCUUACGGGAAGUGGACGUCUCGUGGAAGGCUUUCAUAUUAUGCUAUCACUGGUUAACAGUAAUCUAGUUGUCUUUCAGUCGGUUCAAAGGAAUAAAAAGUUACGCUGAUAUCUUGAAAUUGUGAGUGCCUGUUUCAGCUUAUAUCUGUGAUAUUCUAUAGAUUUGUUAAGUGGUUGGAAAAACCCAUUUUUUACUCUCUUCUUAUGCCUUUCUCUUCUGUAAGUAUUCUUGUAAAUUGUUUAUUGUGUAAGCAUGCUCCAACAGCUUGCUUACCUCAGAGUUAAUUUCUUUUUCUUUUCUUCUAAAAAUCAGAUAAAACGCAUAAUUCUGUGUAAAUACAUAUCUAAUAUUGUCUUUCGUAUAUAUUUUACAACCCCAUUGGUACAUCCAUCCUCCCAUUUGAACAGCUUAAAUCUCAUUAUUGUAAUUCAUAACGUUACACUUCAUAAGGUUUCAUGAGCUCCAUCACACAUACACACGCACAAACACACACCCUUCAACCACCUUUUGUAACUGACCAUUCAGUUAAACUGUCACCUCAAAAGUAUUUCCGGUUCCUAAGUUAAAUUUCGAUGCAUAUUUUUUUUAAAAUAUUUUGGUUGGUUUUAUAUGAGGCUAUAAUGCGUUUCCCUAGCUAUUUUCUCAUUUUCUUCUCUUAUUACUGCGUGUGUAUAAGGCACUGGUAUUUUUCUGCUUCUUCUUCUAAUAACCUUAUUUUGUCACUGUGAUAAGCUGAAAGUGCUCUCUUUCUCUCUCAAUUUCUCUUCUGUUUUGUUACUAUGCUUUCAUAAUAUUGUGUGAUAUAUAAGUCAUAUUUUUGCGUAACAGAUCAUAGAAAUAAACACAAUGAUGAACUGGCCGAACUAAUCUUCCACAUUGUCAGUUUAUUCUAUCAGUCUUAAUAAAUUUAUUCAAAUGAACUGUCGUCAAGAUUUGACAGGAUAGUUCUAAAAUAUUUGGGCGCCGAGUGAGAAGUAGACAUUUGUAAAAAAUUAUAUUUGUAAAGUCUCAGCGAUAUUGAAAUGAGUAAUUCCAACGUUUCCUGUGUUCGGCGAACUGGUCCGAACUUCUUCAGGGAAACUAAUCAAAAUUAACAUAACAGAGG
This is a messenger RNA of Trichobilharzia szidati, 3979 nucleotides long. The record is from the annotation of a GenBank genome assembly. NCBI's taxonomy places the organism in Eukaryota, Metazoa, Platyhelminthes, Trematoda, Strigeidida, Schistosomatidae.